GACGCACUCUCUCUCACUCUCACUCCUCCCACCAUCCAGUGCAUUGAAUCACUCCACCGGUGCGAGGAGAGGGGGCACGCUGUAUCCGCAGCCAGGACCGAGCAGCACACAGGACGGACUAAGUGGAAACACAUGAACCGGGACUCCUGUUAGGUGCGGUCCGACCAGGAUCCUCCACACACAGCCGGCUUUUUUUUUUAUUUUUUAAUUAUUUUUUUUAUUAUUCCUCCUUUGUUUUCGGUGUAAAUAACUUCGGCUCUGUCAGCAUUCAGCCUUUCUUUCUUUCUUUCUCUCUCUUUCUCUGUGUUACUUUGGACACCGGUGCUGUCCCCGUUUGACUCCCGGGUGGAGGAGGCACAUCACCGGGGUGGUGGUGUUGGGGGUUAGAAAGUAGAAAGAAAAAGAAAAAAGACUCAACUUUACCGGGUGUCCGUGAAGCUUACUCAAAGAAACAUCAAAGAGAAAGUGAUAACAGCAGCAGCCCACAUACAGCUGCUCGUAGUGAUUGGGAUGUUAGAGCCCUGGAAGCAGGACUGAUUGAAGGAGCAUGGUGAAACACCAACCCCUCCAGGUCUAUGAGCGCCAGCUGUGUUUGUCGUGUAUCACCGGGAUCUACGGUUGCCGCUGGAAACGCUAUCAACGUUCCCACGAUGACACCACCAAGUGGGAGCUGCUGUGGUCGCUCAUCCUCCUCUUUACCUUCUGUCUGCUGCUGGUCUGGUUCUACUUCUGGUGGGAGGCACAUAACGACUACAACGAGUUCAACUGGUUCCUCUACAACUGCUCCGGGAAGUGGACAGAUGGCACCAUUCCCAUCCUGGCCACCACCGCUGCUGGCUUCACCUACAUUGCAUUUUUAAUGGUUUUAGCACUUUGUCAUGUUGCGCUUGGGCAACAGUUGAAUUUGCACUGGCUCCAUAAGAUGGGAGUGACUGCCGCUCUGCUCACCACCACUGUCGGGGUGAUAGUCGUCAAUCAAACGUGGGGACAAGAGUGGGACGUCAUCCCCAUCUCCCUGCAGGCCACAGGUCCUUUCCUGCACAUAGGGGCUAUCGCUGCGAUCACAGCUCUGUCUUGGAUUGUGGCUGGACAGGUCGCACGCGCAGAAAAACAAGUAAGCCUACCUUCUGUAACACAGAAUACAAUGUUCCAGGUGGUGGUCGUGCUGCUGUAUCUCAGUGUGUUACUGGGACUCUACAUGGUGCCGCUGUACAUCACCUCCCCCUGCAUCAUGGACCCCUCCACCCUCAAACAGCGCCCUGAUGUCAUUGGGCACCAGGGGGCCCCCAUGCUUGCUCCAGAGAACACAUUGUGGUCCUUCCAGAGAGCUCUGCAGAUGAACGUCACCGGGUUGGAGGCUGACGUGGCUAUCAGUGAGGACGGAGUGCCUUUCCUGAUGCACGACCACACCCUGCUGAGGACCACGGACGUAAAGAAGGUUUUCCCGAACAGAUCGAUAGAAAACGCCGCAUUCUUUAACUGGACAGAUCUGCAGCAACUCAACGCAGGACGGUGGUUCCUCGAGGAGGACCCUUUCUGGAUGAAGAGCACCCUGUCCAAGCGUGAGAAGGAUCUGAUUGCCAACCAGAGUGUGUGCAGCCUGGAGCAGCUUCUGAAGCUGGCUUCCUUUCAUAACAGCACCGUGGUUUUCCGGCUGAAGAGACCUCCUGCAAUGCACCCCUGCUACCACAGCUGGAUCAAUGAUACGCUGCAGGCUGUGCAGCAAUCUGGGGUUCCUCAGAGCCUGGUGAUGUGGACUCCCAAGGAAGACAGAGACCAGGUGAGACAGCUUGCACCCGGUCUGAUCCAGACCUCCAUGAAGAAACAGAGUCCUCAAAGUCUCCAGCAAUCCGGCAUCAGCAGGCUGCUGCUCAGAUACAACCAGGCCAGCACACAGGAAAUUGGAAACUUCUCCCAGAGCAACAUCAACCUCACUCUGUACACCGUCAACGAGCCCUGGCUGUACUCGGUGCUCUGGUGCAGCGGCGUGUCUUCAGUCUCCUCGGAGGCCUCACAUAUCCUCAAAAAGGUGCCUUACCCCAUCUGGCUCAUGAGACCAGAUGAAUACUGCCUGAUGUGGGUGUCUGUGGACCUCAUCUCCUUUGCUGUAGUCAUAGGAAUAUUCAUUUUCCAGAAGUAUCGUAUGAGCGGCAUGCGCAGCUACAACCCUGAACAGAUCAUGCUGAGCGCCGCGGUCAGGAGGUCCAGCAGAGACCUGAACGUCAUGAAGGAGAAACUCAUCUUCUCUGAGGUGGGGAAUGGAGUCGGCAGUGCUGAUGAGCUGUACAUGGACAACGGCUACGACUACUACACCAAUCAGGGCAUCGGCCAGUGAUUUGUGAAUCGGCCUGUGUGAACCUGCUGUAGUGAAGACGGAGACGACGGCGCUCUCGUGUGUUUACAUCAUCGUUCACGUUCAAGUCAGUGUGAAGCCUGAUCUCCUGUCCUACUGAUAAAACUGACAGACUGCUGUAUCCUGACGGAGAAAAAACUAAAAAAACGACCACCCAGUUGCUUUGUGUACAUUCUGUAAAUAGUUUUUGUGUCUUGCUUGUCAGACAUACUGUAUAUCACACGGGGACUACACGCACUUUUUAUUGAUGGAAUUCGCCAAAUCUUGUGGCCUCCUCUCUCGCAUCUAAAAUGUCCGAGAGGCCCCUCUUGAGUUACCAACGCCAGCUUCGUAUUAAAGACGCGUUUCCACAUUUCUUUAUUGUUUUGAAGCUAAUUUUUCCAAAGCAGUUUUCUUCUUUUUAACCACUGUACGAGAUAUUCUUCUCUUAGCAGAUGAAUUUAUUUUUAAAACGAGGCGUUUUACAAGGCUUAACUGCAGCAUGAGACUUCAAAAGCUAAACGGCUCAUUUUGCUCUCGCCUUCCUUCAGCACUCCGCUGUGCUGUGCUUCAUUAAAGUACUAACAUUAAUAUUUAUAUUUAAAGAGAAAAACUUAAAAAAAAAAAAACAUUAACAAGCUGUUUACAGAAGUCCUGCCUUCUCCUCCAAGUGAAAUAUUCACAUGGUGUAUGUAAGAUAAUCAUUUUUGAUAGAGGCUGAAUGCCCCCCCCCACCCUAAACCCCCACCCCCCUUUUGACCAGUGCAUGUAACCGUAUUGAUGAACUGCUGAAUGUGAGCUGUGCUCCCAGUACAACUGGUGAAAAUGGUUUGAGGGGGUGAAGAUUUCGUGUCUUUUUUGUGGUUAACGUGAAUGUGUUUUGGAGUUAUUGUUUUUUUUUUUUUUUUUUAAAGAUGUGAACGCUGUAAAGUGUGUAUUCCAGCUGGGUAUAUAUUUUGUUACCCUGAGUGCAGUGCUAUGUUGAGUGUAUUAUUGUACAUAAAAAGGUGAAUCAGUGU
Anoplopoma fimbria (sablefish) is the source of this 3351-nucleotide messenger RNA. RefSeq names its product glycerophosphodiester phosphodiesterase domain containing 5b (gene gdpd5b). Bases 548 to 2335 code for a protein of 595 amino acids. The transcript is spliced from 16 exons. NCBI's taxonomy places the organism in Eukaryota, Metazoa, Chordata, Actinopteri, Perciformes, Anoplopomatidae. The record is from RefSeq and is a predicted model, not a curated record. Gene Ontology annotation, biological process: lipid metabolic process; positive regulation of neuron differentiation. Gene Ontology annotation, cellular component: plasma membrane. Gene Ontology annotation, molecular function: glycerophosphodiester phosphodiesterase activity.